Molecule: messenger RNA, 1864 nt
Organism: Myxocyprinus asiaticus (Chinese sucker)
Lineage: Eukaryota; Metazoa; Chordata; Actinopteri; Cypriniformes; Catostomidae
Exons: 2
Coding region: 40-1326 (428 amino acids)
Source: RefSeq, a predicted model, not a curated record
UGAUGCCUCCGGCUGAUCCUCACUGGACGCUCGGCGAAUAUGUGGAGAAGGCUCUGGAACUUUGUGGUUUCCUUUUAUACAGUGGAUUAUGCUGGGAACCCCUGGCCAAAACCUGCGUCUUCGGCUCCCUUGUCCAAGCCCUCCACGGCCCCUGUCUCAGAGCCCUCCACGGCCCUUGUCUCGAAGCAUUCCACGGCUCCUGUCUCCAAGUUGUAUGACCUGCCACUGAUGUCGGUGCGUAGGUCUAUGAACACCCUACCUCAAAAAUUGUCUGCACCCACGCCUGCCACGGUCAAUGAGCCAAUGCUCACGCCUGCCACGGCCAACGAGUUGCCAGCCUCAUCCAUCCCAGAGCCAGUGUUGCCGGCCUCGUCCAUCCCAGAGUCCGCGUUGCCAGCCUCGCCUGUCCCAGAGCCAGCAUUGCCAACUUCGGCCAUCCAGAGGAGGAGGAAGAGAAGAAAAGUUUCUGUUCCCAAGUCUCUUCCCAUGUACAUGACCACAGAGGUCAUUCCUGAGUGUCUGCCCAUGUUUACGACCACAGAGGUCGUUCCCGAGUCUCAUCCCAUGUUCAUGACCAUGGAGGUUGUUUCUGAGUCUCUGCCCAUGCCCACAACCACAGAGGUCGUUCCCGAGUCUCAUCCCAUGUUCACGACCACGGAGGUCGUUUCCGAGUCUCUGCCCAUGCCCACGACCACAGAGGUCGUUCCUGAGUCUCUGCCCAUGCCCACGACCACAGAGGUCAUUCCCGAGUCUCUGCCCAUGCCCACGACCACAGAGGUCGUUCCCGAGUCUUUGCCCAUGCCCACGACCACAGAGGUCGUUCCUGAGUCUCUGCCCAUGUUCACGACCACAGAGGUCGUUCCCGAGUCUCUGCCCAUGUUCACGACCACAGAGGUCAUUUCCCAUUCAUCCAAGACUCUUUGUCUCGAGCCUCCCAUGGCUCCGCCUUCCACGGUUUGGCCCCUCGAGCCUCCCACGGAUCCACCUUCCACAGCUCCGCCUCCAGAGUCUUCCAUGGCUCUGCCACCUGACCCAGUCCCUGUCCUGCGACCGCCUCCCAGGCCUCCUGACCCUGUCUCGGCCCUGCGGCGGCCUCUCAGGCCUCCUGACCCUGUCUCGGCCCUGCGGCCGCCUCCCAGGCCUCCUGACCCUGUCUCAGCCCUGCGGCCGCCUCCCAGGCCUCCUGACCCUGUCCCCACCUUGAGGUCAUCUCCUUGGUCUCCUGGCCAUCCGCCUGAUCUGCUCUGGUCUCCCUGGUCUCCUGGCCAUCUGCCUGAUCUGCUCUGGUCUCCUUGGUCUCCUGGCCAUCCGCCUGAUCUUCUCUGAUCUCCUUGGUCUCCUGGCCAUUUGCCUGAUCUGCUCUGGUCUCCUGGCAAUUUGCCUGAUCUGCUCUGGUCUCCUGGCUGUCCGCCUGAUCUGCUCUGGUCUCCUGGCCAUCCGCCUGAUCGGCUCUGGUCUCCUUGGUCUCCUGGCCGUCCGCCUGAUCUGCUCUGGUCUCCCUGGUCUCCUGGCCGCCCGCCUGAUCUGCUCUGGUCUACUUGGUCCUCUGAGCUUGCAGCGUCGCCCUGGCUCUCCAUCCCUCCGGCUCUGCCUUGGUUUCAAGCCUCCCUGACUUUGCCUUGUUCCUCUGCUCCCCUUGCCCCUUGUGCCCCCUUGAACUGCCUGUUUACCCCCACACCUCAUGACGUCUGGAAUCCGCUCCUUAAAAGGGGGGCUCUGUCACAUAUUCCCUGUUUUUUGUAUUGACUUUUAUGUUGAAAUUAUUGUUUAGUUCCUGUUUCUUGUUAGUGUGUAGUCCUUUUGUAGUUUCAUUUUAUGAUUGUUUCUACAGGUGUUCCUCGUUCCCUUGUUUGCCCCUGUGCAU